This is a messenger RNA of Callorhinchus milii (elephant shark), 2887 nucleotides long. RefSeq names its product nuclear factor 7, ovary-like. The transcript has 12 exons. The record is from RefSeq and is a predicted model, not a curated record. The coding region runs from base 1 to 2862 and encodes 953 amino acids. Gene Ontology annotation, molecular function: protein binding; zinc ion binding. NCBI's taxonomy places the organism in Eukaryota, Metazoa, Chordata, Chondrichthyes, Chimaeriformes, Callorhinchidae.
AUGGCAUCUGGCUUACCCGCGGGCUCUUUCAGCGAAGAGCUGAGGUGCCCGGUCUGCGUUGACCUCUUCACGGCUCCGGUCACCCUGGCGUGUGGGCACAGCCUCUGCCAAGCCUGCAUGGAUCGUGGCUGGGAGGCGGGCAAACAUCUCUGCCCAAAGUGCCAGGAGCCCAUCGCUCACCAUGACCUCAAGGUCAAUGAGGUGCUGGCCAGGCUGGCGGAGAGAGCCCGGGCGCAGGGGCAAUGCCAAGGGCCGAGAGAGGGCGAGCAUCGCUGCCCACUGCACAAUGAGGACCUCAAGCUCUUCUGUGAGACAGACCUGCAGCUGAUCUGCGUGGUGUGCAGAGAUGGCUUACAGCACCGAGAUCACAGCUGCCGGCCUCUGAACGACGCCGUGGAUAUCUUUAAGCACAAUCUGAAUGCCACCAUCGACUCGCUCAGAGCCUGCCAGGCAGCAGUCCUGGAAUCCGAACUCAAUCACGAGCAACAUAUGCGUACAGUAAAAGAGCAGGCCGGCCGUUUGCUGAACCACAUCACGGCCGAGUUCUCUCAGAUGCGGCAGAUCCUGGACGAGAAAGAGGCGCGUUUGAUCCAGGAGCUGAAGGACAGAGAAACGGACGUGCUGAAAGCGACCGGUGAAAGUCUCUGCCUGAUCGAGAGCGACUUGAGAGCCAUCGAGCACGAGUUAGAGAGCUGCUGGAAGAGGUUCAACGAACCAAACCCGAUGACCUUUCUGAAGGGCGAGUCUUCGCGGACCAGCGGAAGAACGGCAAACUACAAAUGUCUGUCCCUGGUCCCCAGCGAACUCCCGCUUGGGCCGUUCACAGGUCCCUUGCAGUAUAAAGUGUGGAAGGAAAUGUUCAGUCUUAUCAGUCCGGUCCCGGCAUUCAUGACCCUGGAUGCCAGAACAGCCCACCCGCAUCUCAUCGUGUCCGAGGACCUGAUUAGUGUGAGGUAUUCCGAUGAUUUCCAGGUGCUCCCGGAUACCCCAGAGAGGUUCGAUGAGUGUGUCAGUGUCCUGGGAUCUCAGGGCUUCACAUCAGGGAGACAUUACUGGGAGGUGCAGGUGGGCAAUAAGACCAAGUGGGAUUUGGGGGUGGCCAGAGAGUCCAUCAACAGGAAGGGCUCAAUUCUUCCCUCUCCUGGUACCGGAUACUGGCUCUUAGGGCUCCGGAACAGGAAUGAAUAUGAAGCUCGAACCUCACCCACCACUCUCCUGACCCAGGGAACCAAUCCUCGGAAGAUCGGAGUUUACCUGGACUAUGAGGGGGGACAGGUUUCAUUUUACAACGCUGAUAACAUGUCUCAUCUUUACACCUUCACUGAAACUUUCACUGAGAAACUUUAUCCCGACUUCAGCCCCUGUUUGAACGAGGACGGGAAGAAUGCGGAGCCGCUGAGAAUCUCCCUGAACCGUCCCCGAUCCGCCAAGCCCUGCCCUGCCCUGCCCUCCCUACCGGUUGAUCGAGUCAGACCGAAGAAGAUGGCUUCCUGGAGCGAGACCGAGCUGCUGACAGAGGAGCUGAUCUGCUCGGUUUGCCUGGAGAUCUUCGCCGACCCGGUCACUCUGCAGUGCGGUCACUGCUUUUGCCGAGCCUGUAUCACCCGGUACUGGGGGCGUCCGGGGGUGCGGAGGUGCCCCCACUGCCGCCAGAGCUUUACAGAGGGGGACCUGAGGCAAAGCCGAGUGCUGGGGAACCUGGCUGAUAAAGCUCGAGGUCUGAGCCUGAGAAGGAGCUGCGAGGAGCGGGAAGGAGAUCUGAAGUCCAGCGAGGAUCACCACAAACCUAUCUGCUUGGCGUGUGGGGGGGAGUGGCGGGACAGUCACCGGGAAGUGGCUGACACACAAGGCAAGGACAAUUUCACAGUCGCCGAAGUCUCCCUGAAAGAGAGGAAAGCAGCGGUUUGUGAUGCAAAAACGAGACAGGAGGAGAAUAUCACGGAUAUUAAAGAACAGGCGAGCAGUCUGCAGAAUCACAUCGCGGGUGAGUUCGCUAAAAUGCAUCAGAGCCUCUAUGACAGAGAGCAGCGUGUUAUCCGAGAGCUCAGACAGCGAGAGGAGGAGAUUCUACAGCGAAUGGAAACCAAUCUGCAAGAGAUUCAAGACAAUUUAGACUCUGUUGAGAGAGAGCUGUUAACAAUACAAAGGCAAAGAGAUCACCAAGAGACAUUCACUGUCCUAAAGGACAAGACGGGUCUGAAGAGAAGGCUCAGCGAAAAAAACAGGGGAACAUCUGCGAUCCACGAAGAUCUCUCUCUGGGAUUGUUCAAGGGGCCUUUACAGUACACGGCGUGGAAAAAGAUUUUAGCCAACAUCAGCCCAGCUCCGGCUUCGCUGACUCUGGAUCCUGACACAGCCCAUCCCCGGCUCAUCCUGUCUGAGGACCUGACCAGUGUGAGACACGGAGACAAGCGGCAGCCGCUCCCUGACACCCCGGAGAGGUUUGAUCCCUACGUCUGUGUCCUGGGAUCUGAGGGCUUCACAUGGGGGAGACAUUACUGGGAGGUGAAGGUGGGGAAAAAGACAAAGUGGGAUGUGGGAGUGGUCGGAGAGUCCGUCGACAGGAAAGGGAAUGCAUCGCCAAUACCGGAGAACGGAUUCUGGAUUGUGUGGCUGAGGAACAGAAACCAAUAUUGUGCUGUCGCCUCACCUCGUACCCGCCUGACCCUGGCAGUGAGACCCAGGAAGAUCGGGGUGUACCUGGACUAUGAGGGGGGACAGGUGUCGUUUUACAACGCUGAUAACAUGUCUCAUCUCCACACUUUCACCGAUACGUUCACCGAGAAACUUUUUCCUUACUUCAGUCCCUGUUUGAACGAAGGGGGAAGAAACUCGGAGUCGCUGAGAAUCUGUCACGUGUAGACAGAUUAAAUCUGACAGACCUGAC